Humulus lupulus (European hop) is the source of this 1117-nucleotide messenger RNA. Its product is annotated as mediator of RNA polymerase II transcription subunit 31. The record is from RefSeq and is a predicted model, not a curated record. Gene Ontology annotation, molecular function: transcription coregulator activity. Lineage: Eukaryota; Viridiplantae; Streptophyta; Magnoliopsida; Rosales; Cannabaceae. Gene Ontology annotation, biological process: regulation of transcription by RNA polymerase II. Gene Ontology annotation, cellular component: core mediator complex; mediator complex. The transcript has 7 exons. The coding region runs from base 132 to 731 and encodes 199 amino acids.
UUGCUGGUUUGGAGUUGUAGUUAGUCUGCGUGUCUCAGACUGGGCUCUCUUCAACGAGUUCUGCCUUCAUCCGUUCCUUGAAUCAAUUCCUCAAAAACUUGAAAUUUCUUACAAGCUGGUCGAGCUUUUCUAUGGCGUCUGGCAAAGAUAGCGACGAUUCAUCUGAAUCUCCAUCUUCGCAGAAGAGCAUAUACAAGGAUCCGGAUGAUGGGCGGCAGCGUUUCUUGCUUGAACUGGAAUUUGUUCAAUGCUUUGCUAACCCCACUUACAUCCAUUAUCUGGCUCAGAAUCGCUAUUUUGAAGAUGAAGCUUUCAUUGGAUACUUGAAGUAUCUUCAGUACUGGCAGCAGCCUGAGUACAUGAAGUUUAUAAUGUAUCCUCAUUGCCUAUUUUUUCUUGAACUUCUCCAAAAUGCAAACUUUCGUAAUGCAAUGGCACAUCCUGGCAGCAAGGAGUUGGCACAUAGACAGCAAUUUUACUUCUGGAAGAACUACAGAAACAAUCGAUUAAAGCACAUAUUACCAAGAUCACUUCCUGAACCUCCUGCUCCCACUCCUAUACCUCCUCAGCAGUCCAUGCCACCUGCAGCUGCUUCAACUAUUGGAAUGACUGCUGGUCCUGGUCCCGUUCUUUCUCCCAUGCAAUAUGCUAACCCCCCAGGCUCUUCUCUUCCAAAAAAUGAUAUGAGGAAUACUGGGGUUGAUAGAAGAAAGAGAAAGAAGGAUGGUUAGGCUGACAUAUCAUUUUAGAAACUGUAAUCCAAGAUGCUAGAUGAGGGAAUUUUAAUCAAAUGAGGCUGCAAGGUUCUUUCAUUCGUUAGAAGAUGUUGGCAUUUCAAUAAAUAAAGUUGGGAGACACUUGAAUGGGGGGUUAGUGACAAUGUAACAGAAUCUUACAAGAGUUUUAGGCAGUAGUUAUCUCUGUACUUGAGCAUUAUUUUCUGUCUAAACUAGUAAGAAGGGAGUUUUGGGACACAGUAUAGUGGCCCUGUCUGUUAGUAGUACUUUUAUUAAUUGGUCUCUUUUUGUUUGUCAUUUUUUUAUGUAUAAAUUAUGUGUCUAAAACUCCCACACGAAACGCCUUUCAUAUACUAUUUAAUUCAACGAUUGUUAAUCCA